AUGGAGCUUCCAGCACAAGCCGAAGAAGAUAACUCAGAAGACACAAAGGACACUUUGCAGGAAAAGAAACAAGAAUUAGGAGACUACUUCAACAUGUCAUUAGAAGAAAUCCAUCAAGCCAAUGCCUUUAACAACAUCGAGAAAAUUGUCAGCACCUUGACUCAUAAUUCUGCUACUUUAUAUGAGAAAGCAAACCUGCAAAAGCUUAUGGAUCGUUUCACAGAGUUCAAAGGGAGUGUUCCUGACUCCGUGACCACUGCAGAGAGAACCCAAGCUCACAGCAUAUCUCUCCUUAUGAAGUCCAUAAUGCUGAAGCAAAGUCUGGCUCAUGUACAAGAACAGCUCCGUUCUUCAGAGGCUGGGCUAUCCAAGAUAUCUAAAGAAAAGGAAGAAUUAGAUAUCCAAAUUCAGAGUUUGAUUUCCAGGAAAGAAAAGCUGAUAGAGCAUAAGAAGUCCACUGAAUUUCAAUUGGAAACGACCAAGAAAACCGUAUCCACUAAUCUGUCAGAACAGAAGAUGAUAGAUGGAGAAAUUGAGCAAGCAUAUGAAAACUGGUUCAAGGCAAAAGAAAAGCUAGUCUUGGCCAACGCAAGCUGGAAAUUGUUCAAAGAAUGUAUCGAGUUAUAA
Messenger RNA from Manihot esculenta (cassava), 627 nucleotides. RefSeq lists its product as uncharacterized. The record is from RefSeq and is a predicted model, not a curated record. Lineage: Eukaryota; Viridiplantae; Streptophyta; Magnoliopsida; Malpighiales; Euphorbiaceae. The transcript has 2 exons. The coding region runs from base 1 to 627 and encodes 208 amino acids.